This is a messenger RNA of Penicillium manginii, 981 nucleotides long. Its product is annotated as amidohydrolase family protein. Gene Ontology annotation, cellular component: cytoplasm; cytosol. Lineage: Eukaryota; Fungi; Ascomycota; Eurotiomycetes; Eurotiales; Aspergillaceae. The record is from RefSeq and is a predicted model, not a curated record. Gene Ontology annotation, biological process: secondary metabolic process. The transcript is spliced from 3 exons. Gene Ontology annotation, molecular function: carboxy-lyase activity; hydrolase activity. The coding region runs from base 1 to 981 and encodes 326 amino acids.
AUGGGUGAACAUACCCUCGACUGGCUCCGAGAGAAAGCAAUCGGCUGGAGUCAUACGCCUCCAAUAAACAAGAUUGACACUCACCAUCAUUUUGUGCCAGAUUUCUAUGCUAAGGCUGUAGAAGAGCAAGGAGGUGACCCAAGUGGCUGGCCUACCCCCAGUUGGAGCCCCUUAGCUUCGAAGCUGUUGAUGAAACGUGUUGGGGUGCAGACAGCAGUGCUUUCUGUUACGGCCCCGGGCGCCUGUGUCGUUCCAGACCGCCAGAAACGAGCCCAACUGGCAAGAAAAUUGAAUAAAUAUGCUGCUGAUCUGCGGGACCGUGAGCCUGAACGUUUCGCCUUCUUCUUAUCCUUGCCCAACAUUCUCGACACUGAGGAUGCUCUCGCAGAGAUUGCAUAUGGCCUAGAUACCCUCCACGCCGAUGGGGUCACGCUAUUUACCCGCUACGGCUCCUCAAACACCUAUCUUGGACAUCCUGAGGUGGAGCCCAUCUGGGCUGAACUAAAUAGACGAGGUUGUGUCGUGUUCAUCCAUCCAACUCAUCCAGUCGAUACCAACCCCGUCAACCCAAAGUUGCCACAGCCAUCCGUUGACUACCCCCACGAAACGACACGAACCGCGAUGGAUAUGAUUACCAACGGAACCCGCUUCAAGUUUCCCAAUUGCAAAGUCAUACUUUCACACGCAGGGGGGGACCCUACCGUAUUUGAUUUCUCGAGUGACGACGCCUAUGAAACGCGCACCGGACUUUGCACAUUAAGCUCGUCGCCACAGGUUCUGGAUACACUCUUGAAGAUGGUUCCGCAUGACCAUAUUCUGUACGGGAGCGACUUCCCAUAUGCCCCGAUUCCUGCCUAUCCAGCAUUCCUCCAGGAACUUGAGUCGUAUGAGAUGGAUGAAGAGUUGAGGAAGAUGAUCAAUUUUGGGAAUGCGCUCAAGCUGUUUCCAGAGCUUGCAAGCAGGAGAGGCUCCAUCUUGUAA